AUGUCAUAUUACUAUGAUGCCUUCCGCCAAUGCUUCUUCUUGCCCGCGCCAACCUUCACGGAAAAGGAGCUGCCUGACCAGACCGGCCGCGUGCUUAUCGUGACUGGUGGUUACGCAGGUGUCGGCAAAGAACUCUGCAAGAUGCUCUACCAGAAGAACGGCACAGUCUACCUCGCAGGCCGGAGCGAAGACAAAGCCAAGGCUGCGAUCAGUGAGAUCAAGCAGUCCAUCACAUCAUCAGAUGGGAGACUGGAAUUUCUAAAGGUCGACCUGGCAGACCUGCCCUCCAUCAAGGGCUCUGUCCAAGAAUUCAUGCGCCGCGAGCAAAGACUAGACGUCCUGACCAACAACGCUGGUGUGAUGGCACCGCCCGUCGGCACGAAGUCCGCUCAGAAUUACGAGGUGCAAAUGGGCACAAACUGUCUCGGUCCGUUCCUCCUUACAAAACUUCUCACGCCACUGCUCGAGAAGACCGCUUCCACAUCAGCACCCGGCUCCGUACGAGUAACGUGGGCGGCUUCCCUCGCCACGGCUGCUGCACCAAAAGGAGGUGUGCAAUUCGACGCCUCCGGCGGCCCUAGAGUGCACAACGAUCGCUUCGCAGACUACGCCCAGACAAAAGCCAGCAAUUGUCUCCUCGCCUCCGAAUACCAAUCCCGAUACGGCGGUAAAGGCAGAAUCGUGUCCAACUCCUGGAACCCAGGUAACCUAAUGUCCGAGUUACAACGCCAUCAACAGGGUUUCGAGGCAUGGUUCACAAAGCUUUUGUGCUACCCGCCGCAUUUUGGUGGAUAUACUGAGUUGUUUGCUGGAUGGAGUGAGGAGGCUGGGAAACCUGAGCAUCGUGGGAAGUAUGUGGGGCCUUGGGGUCGGUUUGUCAUGUUGAGGAGUGAUAUUGAGGCGAAUAAGGAGGGGGCGAAGAAAUUCUGGGAGUGGUGUGAGCAGGAGACUAAGCCUUAUGCUUAA
Recurvomyces mirabilis is the source of this 966-nucleotide messenger RNA. RefSeq names its product short-chain alcohol dehydrogenase. The transcript is spliced from 2 exons. Bases 1 to 966 code for a protein of 321 amino acids. The record is from RefSeq and is a predicted model, not a curated record. Lineage: Eukaryota; Fungi; Ascomycota; Dothideomycetes; Mycosphaerellales; Teratosphaeriaceae.